ACCUUGUUUGCACUGCUUUUUGAAUUCAGUUCAGAGGGAUACAGUACAAUCAAUGACCAAAACAAAAUGGAUUAGACUGAAAAACAAUUUAUUUAAUCUAGAGUAUCACAUUUUAUUCCGCGUUCUCAAUAUGCAUUAACUAAAAUUUAAAACAGGGAUUACAAAUGUUGUUUUUGCACUAUAAGUUGUUAUAGAUAGUUUUAGAGAAAGGAUAAAUAUAAAAGUCUGCCGGAGAUAGCAGUGUGCUAUUAGCGGCAAUAUAGCUAGCUGAACUGGUCGACUAGCCAGUUUACCGCUGUAACCUACGAGUAUUUUUUUUGUUACUUCCAAAGGACUGUGACACCACCCUUGUCACACUGCCAUGGCUGACAGCAGCAUAGUUACUUUGGGGACAGCUCGGAGCCUUCUGGUGGACUGCUCUGUGUAUGACUCCAGGAUGGCUGAGACAACUAAGGAUGUAUUCCUGGGUUUGGGCUCCGAAGACAUGGAAGAGAUGCUGCCUCGGGUCGUAACCAGAGUUGUUCUUGUGGGAGAAGCUGGCAAAAAUGGAGCACUUGUCAAAGCACUGCAGGCCGUCAGAAUAAUGGAAGUCCCUGUGGUUAAGAUUAAAGGCGGGGAACCUGGCGCCGAGGCUGGCGAGAAAUUGAUAAAAUCUAUAGUCAAUAUGGAUAUCAAUAUUUCCUGCAUAAAGACUGAUGACGUGAAAGAGUUUGGCGAUGGUGAAAACACAGAGUUUGAGACAGUGUUUGUUCUCGAAGACUUUGAUUCCUCUGACUACAGCUACCUUUACAAACAUGAUAACCGGAUCGUGGGGCCCCCGGUUGUUUUGCACUGUGCAUUACGAGAGGAGCCCCUGCCGUUUUUCUCCCGUCCUUUGUACUCCACCACCAUGCUGCACUUAUCACUGUGUUUCACCGGUUUCCGCAACAAAGAGGAAGUUAAGAAAUUGGUGAAUCUGGUGCAUCACAUGGGAGGUGCCAUUCGGAAAGAUUUCAGCGCUAAAGUCACUCAUCUCAUUGCAUACUCAACUCAUGGCGAGAAGUACAAGCUUGCUGUGUGUAUGGGCACACCCAUCCUCACCCCGACAUGGAUCCAUAAGGCGUGGGAACAUCGAGAUGAUGUUCAGUUCCAUGCCGGAGAUGAAGCGUUUCGCACAGAGUUCAAAGUGCCCCCGUUUCAAGACUGCGUGCUGAGCUUUCUGGGCUUCUCCGACGAUGACAAGGUCAACAUGGAGGAAAGGACACUAAAACACGGUGGUCGCUACUUGGAGGUUGGAGAUGAGAAAUGCACUCACAUGGUGGUGGAAGAAAACUCUGUCAAGGAACUUCCAUUUGUACCAUCAAAGAGGCUUUAUGUUGUCAAGCAGGAGUGGUUCUGGGGAAGUAUACAAAUGGAUGCCAGAGCUGGGGAGUCCAUGUACUGCUACGAGAAAAUGGACAGUCCUGUGAUGAAGAAGGCAGUGUCCCUGUUGUCCCUCAACACGCCCAACAGUAACCGCAAGAGGCGGCGUCUCCGGGACACCCUUGCCCAGCUCACCAAGGGAACGGAGAUCUCCCCGUUUCCUCCCCGGAAGAGGCCUUCUGGCGAGGUCUCCAUGGGCUCGCUGCUGGAUAUCUCUAACACCCCGGAGACCUGCAAGGACUUGGCAGAGCACUCCCGGCCCUCGAAGAGCUCCACCCCCACCAACCUGAAACAGUCCGCUAGAUGGCAGGUCUCCAAGGAGCUGUACCAGACAGAGAGCAACUACGUGGAUAUUCUGCACACGGUCUUGAAGCUGUUCAAACUCCCCUUGGAAAAAGAGGACCAAGUUGGAGGGCCCAUUUUGGCCCAGGAAGAAAUCAAGACCAUCUUUGGCAGCAUCCCAGAGAUCUAUGAUGUACACACCAGGAUAAAGGCUGAUCUGGAGGAGCUGGUCAUGGACUGGUCCGAAGACAAGAGUGUCGGAGACAUCAUUCUCAAAUAUUCUAAAGACCUGGUGAAGGCAUACCCGCCCUUUGUCAACUUCUUUGAGAUGAGCAAGGACACCAUAGUGAGAUGUGAGAAGCAGAAGCCCAGGUUCCAUGCUUUCCUGAAGAUCAAUCAGUCGAAGCCUGAGUGUGGGCGGCAGACACUUGUGGAGCUGCUGAUUCGCCCAGUGCAGAGACUGCCUAGUGUGGCCCUCCUCCUUAACGAUAUAAAAAAACACACGGCCGACGACAGGCCUGACAAAAUCACGCUAGAGAAGGCCAUCGAGUCGCUCAAGGAGGUUAUGACUCACAUUAACGAAGAUAAGAGGAAGACCGAAGGACAGAAGCAGAUCUUUGACGUUGUCUACGAAGUCGACGGCUGUCCUGCCAACCUGCUUUCGUCACACCGCAGCCUGGUUCACAGGGUGGAGACCAUUGCCCUGGGAGACCAACCCUGCGACCGGGGUGAAAACGUCACCCUGUUUCUAUUCAACGACUGUCUUGAGAUUGCCAGGAAGAGACACAAAGUGAUCAGCUCAUUCCGGAGCCCUGUGGGCCAGACGCGGCCCGCAGCCCAGCUCAAACACAUCACCCUGAUGCCCCUCUCUCAGAUAAGGAGGGUCCUGGAUCUGCAGGACACGGAUGAUUGCCAAAACUCCUUUGCCCUGGUAGUGCGGCCGCCCACGGAGCAGGAGAAUCUCCUUUUCAGUUUCCAGCUGACCACCGAGGACACGGAAAAGUCAGCCUGGCUGAAGAUGCUCUGUCGCCACGUGGCCAACACCAUCUGCAAGGCAGACGCGGAAGAUCUCAUUCAGUGCACUGAGCCCGACUCCGUCCAAGUGAGCACCAAGGAUAUGGACAGCACACUGAGCAAAGCCUCCAGGGUCAUCAAAAAGACUUCAAAGAAGGUAACAAGGGCAUUCUCCUUCACCAAAACACCCAAACGAGUGCUCCAGAGAGCCUUCCUGGCCAACAGCACCCCUGAAGACAAGAGCCCUGGCCCCAGUUCUGUGAACAUGUGCCAUGUGGGAAGCAGUUCCACCCUGUCUGCGAUGCACUCACCCUCCAUGGUCAACCUGCCAUCCAUGUUCGAGAGGAAGUACCACACGUUCAGCCGCUCCACAACCCACCUGUUCUGAUUGACUCACGGAGGAGCGAAUCGGUGCUAUGCAUUGUGAAAUUCUCCCUCCAGUUCAAUUAGCUCACCUAUCCACAAUGGUACUGCAGAUCGGUACGUCCUGUGAGGGUUUGAUUACGACAAGUUCCAACAGAUAUUGCCCGAUUUGGGAAAAUGAAGGAUUGCUACUGUGUUAAGCCAGCCUCAUGUCCUGGACUUUUUGGCACAUUUGAUUAACAGCUAAAGAAACGAUAUUCACUGACACUUUUUUUUAUAUAUAUAUUUAUAUCGUUUUAGAGGUUUAGCUCACUGAAUGAUUAACCAAUGAAAGUAUUAAUUUGUUUUAUGGGGAAAAGCCUGUCAGUUUCUUACUAUAGUCUCCAGCUUUUAUAAAGCUCUGUGUUUUUACUUUUGAUACAAAUUAUCAGGAUUAGGGGAACAAAAGCAUACAUUAGCAUAAGCUCUGUCUAUUGUGUCUACCCUUUUUUUAUAUAAGUGAUUGUUUUAUGUUGUCAAGUGGGUGUUUAUGUUCGAAAGGGACUAAGGAUAUGUUUCACUAAAGUACAUAUUUAUUCUCCAGAAUCUCUUUAUAAAUAGUCUUUAAAAAGCCUCUUGCUCCUGCUAUUUAUGUGUAAAUGUAUUUUUCUUUUUUGUCAGUCAUUAUCUGUAAUUGUUCCGGUGGUCUCAUUGUCUUCCUCUGUAUCAAAUGCACUUACAAAUGUACAUGAUCCAACUUAGGCUUUUUUCUGAUUACUUCUUUAGUCAACACACAAUGAAUGGAAAAAAAGAAAUAAGCAUCCCUCCCAUUCAUUUGUAUUGAAUAGUGGCUAUUAUGCAGUCACUUUUAUUAUGGUUUGGAAAUGAAUAAUUUGACUCAAUUUUAAUAAAAUUGCCUCGAUUGAA
This is a messenger RNA of Esox lucius (northern pike), 3966 nucleotides long. It is a transcript of the gene ect2, whose product is annotated as epithelial cell transforming 2. The coding region runs from base 362 to 3085 and encodes 907 amino acids. NCBI's taxonomy places the organism in Eukaryota, Metazoa, Chordata, Actinopteri, Esociformes, Esocidae. The record is from RefSeq and is a predicted model, not a curated record. Gene Ontology annotation, biological process: activation of GTPase activity; intracellular signal transduction; mitotic cytokinesis. The transcript is spliced from 25 exons. Gene Ontology annotation, molecular function: guanyl-nucleotide exchange factor activity; GTPase activator activity. Gene Ontology annotation, cellular component: nucleus; cell cortex.